CUUCUAGAUCCCCCUUCUUGCUGCCUACCGCCAUCCACAAAUUCCCCAUCCGCCGAGCCACCCUCGCCCAUUUCCAUCCGAUCUGAGACCUCAUCGAUUCCGAGCACCGUGCGCGUCUCACUACAUACUCCUUCUGUCUUUGUGUCUCCGGAUCUUAUACACGCUGUGCACACACCGCCCGCCGCCUCUCAACUUGAACUGAAUAUCUUCUGUCAUUUAUUUCACUUCAUGACCACGCAGUCCGGCCUGCUAUCGAGCUUCACCCUCCGAACGCGAUUGAUCCCGCCACACAAUCCCCAGGGCUACUUGAGUUCACACCUGGCGAUAUUUCCCUCAUAGCUCCUUAACUGCACCCCUCCAGAUACCCUCCAGUCCACUGCAACACUGCAACAACAGCACUUUUCGAUGACCUCUCAAACUACCCUCCACCGCUCCAUCUCCUUCGAAGCCAAUGCAAGACUCGCCCCUCCCGUGUCGUCCUACGAUCCAGCCAUGAGCACGACCAAGAGUGGUCGGAGGAGGAGAUCGAGCAGUAUCAUAUAUCAAGAACCUCCAGAGUCCUUAGAGCAGAUCAGCGACCAGUCUGCCCUUCCCAACCUCAAUUCCCAAUGGGUUAAUGCAAAAGGAGCCUGGACGAUACACCCUGUCCUGAUAAUCGGCCUCAAGAUCCUCUUCGACAUAAUCCCCGGCGUUACCCAAGAGAUAUCGUGGACGCUCACAAACAUAACCUACAUGGCCGGGUCGUAUCUGAUGUUCCACUGGGUUCGAGGCGUGCCUUUUGAAUUCAACGCCGGAGCGUACGACAACCUGAACAUGUGGGAGCAGAUUGACAACGGUGACCAAUACACCCCCGCCAAAAAGUUCCUUCUCACCGUACCCAUCGUCUUGUUUCUGUUAAGUACACACUAUACACACUACGACUUCACCUACUUCACCAUCAACUUCAUGGCCCUCAUGGCUGUCGUGAUACCCAAAUUGCCGCAAUUCCAUCGCGUGAGGAUUGGGCUCUUUUCAGAGCCCCCGGAUGAGUGAAAGCGCUCUCUAUUUGACACGUUCUACAAGUCGGUGGCUUUCUUCUGGUAAAUCGAGGGGCGGUGCCGAUGGAGGGGACUGAAGAAGGGCCACGCUCCGUUAUCUUUUGUGGCCCACGUGGUUUUCUUCUCGCCUGUCUUCAAACUGUCUUUUUGGGAAAUCACAAAACGAGGGAUACCAUGGUCUUUGUAUUAGCAGCAGGGGUCAUGCUUUCGAAAAGGGCUCCCGGUCACACAGAGAGAGAAGCGAACGAGGGGAACAGGUAGCGAUUAGGGCCACUGGCCAUGGGCAAUGGAACGGAAGGAAUGGCAAGGAAAUCUUGUAUCAGGCCACACGGCCUGAGGGGGAGGGAAAAAGGUGCGACUGAGAAAACUGGAAAUCUUGCUCGUGCUUUCGUGCUUCGUAUGCCUCACAGACUUUGGAGUGCAACAGGGAUGGAUGGGAUCGGGAAAAAUCAAUCUCAUGCUAACUUGUCCCCAUAACAAUGAUAUCCGCCUUUUUCAGUCC
Cladophialophora immunda is the source of this 1539-nucleotide messenger RNA. RefSeq lists its product as uncharacterized. Gene Ontology annotation, cellular component: endoplasmic reticulum membrane. Bases 406 to 1032 code for a protein of 208 amino acids. The transcript is spliced from 3 exons. The record is from RefSeq and is a predicted model, not a curated record. NCBI's taxonomy places the organism in Eukaryota, Fungi, Ascomycota, Eurotiomycetes, Chaetothyriales, Herpotrichiellaceae. Gene Ontology annotation, biological process: ceramide metabolic process; intracellular sphingolipid homeostasis; negative regulation of ceramide biosynthetic process.